Molecule: messenger RNA, 5166 nt
Organism: Neltuma alba
Lineage: Eukaryota; Viridiplantae; Streptophyta; Magnoliopsida; Fabales; Fabaceae
Product: probable lysine-specific demethylase ELF6
Biological process (GO): regulation of gene expression; chromatin remodeling
Cellular component (GO): chromatin; nucleus
Molecular function (GO): histone H3K4me/H3K4me2/H3K4me3 demethylase activity
Source: RefSeq, a predicted model, not a curated record
CCCGCCUCUCUCUCUCUCUCUGCCCCCAGCGCUCACGGUGCUUUUGAAGGCCAAUCAUACACAGUGCCUUUCUGUUACAGGUUCUUUAUCUCUUUUCCUUCCUCAAUUCGCCCUUACAUUUCCCUCUUUACUCUAUUCUUCAGCUUCAUGGGGUCCCAAUUGUUACUAAAACCUUUCAAAUCAUCACACACAGUUUCUAAUCUAGGGUUUUCAAAUCUUCCUCUUAACUUCAUGCUUUCUUCUUUCUGUAUUGGACAAUGCUAAUUGAAAGAGUAGAAUAGUUUACUGGUCUGGCAGUUAUAUUGUUGUUGUGAAUAUACAUUCUUUUUCUUUCUCACAUGCAAUGGGUAAUGUUGACAUUCCCAAUUGGCUAAAAGCCUUGCCAUUGGCUCCGGAAUUUCGCCCAACUGAUACCGAAUUCGCCGACCCAAUUGCUUACAUUUCAAAGAUUGAGAAAGAAGCUAGCGCUUUUGGGAUAUGUAAGAUCAUUCCGCCAUUACCCAAGCCUUCUAAAAAAUAUGUGCUCUCUAAUUUAAACAAGUCUCUUUUGAAGAGCCCGGAAUUGGCUUCAGAUAGUAAUUCAGUUGAAGUUAGUAAUUCCUCGAAAAUUACUUCUGGGGAUAGUGGUAGUGAUGGGGAGGCACGGGCUGUGUUUACCACAAGGCAUCAGGAACUGGGGCAGAGUAUUAAAAGAACCAAAGGAACAAUUCAAAGCCCACUUUCAGGUGUUCAUAAGCAAGUAUGGCAGAGUGGGGAAACUUAUACACUUGAACAGUUUGAGUCUAAAUCAAAGGCUUUUGCAAGAAGUGUACUAGGCAUGGUUAAGGAGGUUUCUCCUCUGGUUAUAGAGGCUAUGUUUUGGAAGGCAGCUUCAGAGAAGCCUAUAUAUGUGGAGUAUGCCAAUGAUAUGCCUGGGUCUGCUUUUGGGGAAUCCAAGGGUCAAUUUCGUUAUAUUCAUAGAAGGCGAAGGAAAAAGGCUUAUUAUCAAAGGAGUCUAGAUACCACAGAUUGCCAAGAACCCAAAAUUGAUAAAAUAAGAGAUACCCGGACUAGCGAAAGUAAGGAUGCUUCUGCCCAUGGUCGUGAAGACUCAUGCUUACAGACCUCAAAUUCAACUUCAACUCCAUCAACAUUUUCAUCAAAUGAAGCCCUACAUUCUAUUAGGCAGAAGAGUUCAGAUUCCAGCGACGAGAUGGAAGGUAGUGCUGGUUGGAAGCUUUCAAACAGUCCUUGGAACUUACAAGUUAUUGCACGUUCACAAGGCUCGCUAACUCGUUUCAUGCCAGAUGAUAUUCCUGGUGUUACUUCCCCCAUGGUAUACAUUGGUAUGCUGUUCAGUUGGUUUGCUUGGCAUGUAGAAGAUCAUGAACUUCACAGCAUGAAUUUUCUUCACAUUGGCUCAUCAAAAACUUGGUAUGCUGUUCCUGGAGAUUAUGCCUUUGCUUUUGAGGAACUCAUCCGCAAUGAGGCUUAUGGUGCCAAUAUUGAUCACUUAGCUGCUCUGACUCUGUUGGGGGAGAAGACAACCCUUCUAUCACCUGAGGUGGUUGUUGCAUCUGGAAUCCCUUGUUGCAGGUUGACGCAGAACCCUGGAGAAUUUGUUGUGACCUUUCCAAGGGCUUAUCAUGUAGGAUUCAGCCAUGGUUUUAACUGCGGGGAAGCUGCUAACUUUGGAACUCCACAAUGGCUCACAGUGGCCAAGGAAGCUGCAGUGCGUAGGGCUGCAAUGAAUUAUCUUCCCAUGCUUUCCCAUCAGCAACUGCUUUUAUUGACUAUGUCUUUUGUUUCAAGAGUGCCAAGAACGUUAUUACCGGGUGUGCGGAGUUCCCGUCUGCGAGACCGUCAAAGAGAAGAAAGAGAAUUGUUAGUAAAAAGAUCUUUUAUAGAAGAUAUGCUGCAAGAAAACAAUCUCCUAUCUAUUCUUCUUGGAAAGCAGUCAACUUAUCAUGCUGUUUUAUGGAAUGCUGAUUUACUCCCUGAUUCAAGCAAGGAUUGUCCUCAGUUGCCUGACUCAACUUCUAUGACUAGAACCUCUAUGACGGACAAUAUGUCAAAUUUGACUGCUAUAGAUAAGAGCAGUCACAGUUGUCUGUUAGAUGAAAUGAGCUUGUAUAUGGAGAAUCUGACUGAUUUUUAUCUUGGCGAGGACAGUCUUCCAUGUCACUUCCAAACUGAUUCAGGAGCGUUGGCUUGUGUGGCUUGUGGAAUUCUUGGUUUUCCGUUCAUGACUGUGGUACAACCAUCGGAGAGAUCAGCAAUGGAAAUUUUGCCAGUCUCAGGGAAUGCUCUUUCUGUUAGUGAUCCACCUUCAACAAAUGAACCAUUGAAACUAUCAUUAAUGAACCGUGACAAGGGUUGGAACACCUCUAGUAAAUUUUUGAGGCCACGAAUUUUCUGCCUGGAGCAUGCUGUUCAGAUUAUGGAGAUGCUACAGUGUAAAGGUGGAGCUAGUGUGCUUGUAAUUUGCCAUUCAGACUACCAGAAAAUCAAAGCACAUGCGAGUGCAGUAGCAGAGGAGAUAGGCUGUGCUUUUGAUUAUAAUGAGGUUCCGUUAGAUACUGCAUCCCCUGAAGAUUUGACCUUGAUAGACCUUGCGAUUGAUGGUGAAGAACCCAAUGAAUGUGAAGAAGACUGGACAUCUAAAUUAGGAAUUAACCUGCGGUAUUGUGUCAAUGCAAGAAAGAACACUCCGUUUAAACAAGCUCCUUUCAAAUUGGCUCUGGGAAUGUUGUUUCCUGAGAAAUUUCCUGAUUCAGUUGUCUUAUCUGUAAAUUGGCAGUCAAAGAGAUUUCGCUCCAGAAGGUUGAAGUAUUUAGCUCAGGCACAAGCAUGUGAUGGGAUUCAGAGAAAGAAUGGUGAUCAGUUGGAAGGAAAGACAAAUGGCUCCAAUGAAAAAAAGAUGCUUCAGUAUUCAAGGAGAAAAUUCAGGUCAAAGCAAGGUUGUUUCUCUGGAUCAAACAUGGUUCAUGUACCGCACCAAGAGUCCAUAAAUGUGCCAACUGUCUUGAGUGGAGAUUCUGGUGGCCAGGUUUCUGAAAAUGGCCCUGGCACUGAGAAUUCUAGGAGUGAUUGUGCAUUGUCAUCUGUCCUGCAGAAAAUGGCCGCUAGUCUGAGUUUGAAAGUUGCUUCUUCACAACCUUCAGAUUUCACCCUGGAACCUAUGUCAGUGGACGAAAAUGAUGGACGAGAGGUCCAGAAUCAGACUACAGAGGAAUUAAAUAUUGAUGGAAAAAGUAGUUGCACAACACCUGAUCAUUCUAUGAUGGCUUGUAAGAUGGGUGCUUCAGAAAUUGGUACUAAGGACAACGAAAUUUCGCACGAGAGGAUAAAUUGUAGCUCACUUACGAUUGCUAAAGACAAAAAUAUUGACAUGCUUGCUGAGAAUCUUAUCGCAAAAGCAAUUAACACCAAUUAUAGCAAUAGCCUGGAUUUCAAUGGAGUGCAUCAAGAUUUUGAUACUACCCACAAGAGUAACAGGGUGGAAGCUACUUCAUCUCCUGUUUCAUCGGUAACUCAGCAGACGCUUCCCAUCAUGGAAGAAAAUUCUGAUCUUGCUAGGAGGAAUCAUAACACUGAAAGCAUGAGCCAUGCAUCCUUAAAAGAGAUGAUAGACACUUCUAGUUUGAAUGCAAACGACAAGGAGCUUACUGUAAGCUGUGAUAAAUCAAUAAAUGAACAGACGUCAAAGAUUGGUGCUCAUGAAAUUCCAAGAGAGCUUUGUGCCCCUGCAGAUUCCUGCUGUCAAUUUACUUCGGAUGUGAGGAAAGAACUGGAAAUCCAGCCAAGAAGCAUGAAUGAUGAGGAAAUCUGCUCUGGUACUGGUGCUGAGCCAUCAUUAAAGGAUUCUCCUCUGUCAAUCCGGGAGUGUUCUGCAAUUGAGGGAGAGAAAUAUGCUAGAGAUAGCUUAAAUGGAAGUAAAGUUCAUUUUUCACAAGACUAUAGGGAGCUGCCAAGCUCUGAAAAUUCUCCAGGCCUUAGGUCAAAUACCCGGAAGAAAAGAAACAGGGAAUUGGAACAUAUACAAGAGAUCAAUGUAAGUUUCCGUGGCUUUGUUAGAAGUCCAUGUGAAGGGUUGAGGUCGAGGGCUUGUAAAGUAGCCUCUGGCAGAAGCAUGGCUGAAACCAGCAAUUCUGUGGAGGAAAAUCCGGAGGUUAAAAGGGCUCGGAGGAAAUCAUCAGAUGUGGUGUAUAGCAAGAGCAAAAAGGAUGUUAUUAAGAGGUCUCACAGGUGUGACAUAGAUGGUUGCCAUAUGAGAUUUAUGACCAAGGAAGAGUUAAUGUUACACAAACGCAACCGCUGCCCUCAUGAUGGGUGCGGAAAGAAGUUCAGGUCCCACAAGUAUGCUGUGCUUCACCAGCGUGUCCAUGAUGAUGAACGGCCCCUCAAAUGCCCAUGGGAAGGUUGCUUAAUGUCAUUCAAGUGGGCAUGGGCCAGGACCGAGCAUAUACGGGUGCAUACUGGGGAAAAGCCAUACCGCUGCAAGGUUGAGGGAUGUGGCCUUUCGUUCAGAUUUGUAUCUGAUUAUAGCAGGCACAGGCGGAAAACUGGGCACUAUGUAAAGUCACUUGACUGAGAUAAAACAUUCAUUUGCCAUCAGACUGUUUUUGUAACAUCAUGCACAUACGCAGCUAGUCUCAGGAUAUCAUGUCUGACCUGAUAUCUUCUGGUUAGGUGUAAAGUUAGGAAUUGAAUGGUUGUUUUGUAGGUUAUUGUAAUCCAAUGUAUCUUGAAGGUGGUGAAAGUGGAGUAGUUCAGAGAAUUUUUUCAUCUUUCUGGAUUAUUUGACGGCAGAUUUGGUAGCUGCGGCAGCAUCAAGCUCCGGGAGAGAAGAAAUAUCAUAUUGUUGGCUGGUCACAUUCUUGCUGGCCCACAUUUUGUGAAGCUGCCUGUACUUAUGGAUCUUUUGGUGCUCUGGAUAGUUUAUUGUGCACUCAAGAGUACUUGAGAUUGAGUUCAUUUGUCCUCUAGGAAGACCAAAGUGGGCAAAAAUUCAGUCAAAGCAGGACGCGUCCGAUGAUUGAAUUUGCUUUUUUCCAUUCAUUUGUCUCUGAAUUCAGUUCAGUAGUUACCUACACGUGCCCAAAAAUGGGUUGAGUGCAAAUAUUUAACUGUCUAUAAUUGUCCAAUUUUUGUUCAAGACCUGUGUCAAGAAGUCGCCGUCUUGAA